Suillus fuscotomentosus is the source of this 591-nucleotide messenger RNA. RefSeq lists its product as uncharacterized. Lineage: Eukaryota; Fungi; Basidiomycota; Agaricomycetes; Boletales; Suillaceae. The transcript is spliced from 3 exons. The record is from RefSeq and is a predicted model, not a curated record. The coding region runs from base 78 to 488 and encodes 136 amino acids.
CUGUCACUUUGGUACAGGCCAACACUCAGUACUCAGUACUCACGCGCACGGUUGUUUUAACCACCAACCCUUCUGUCAUGAACCACAUACGUCAAGCAUUACUUUCAGCAAGACGACCGGUUCGUCCGACUUCACUGGCACUCCUCCGCUGUCGGCGAACAUUCUCCUACACAUCGCGACUACAAGCCUCAGAGAAUGAAGACACCUUCCUUUCGCAAUUCAAGAACACUUCAAUAUUUGGGAAACUUGCGGAUAAGCCAGAUGCUUUGAUGGCGCUCCGAGAUUUUGCGGAACUUAUGAAGGCUCAAGGUAUUGACGCAAACACCCCACCCUCAACAUUCCAGAUGAUGAAGUUGGCUGCGAACUCGGAGUUUAGGGAAGCAGCGCAGAAAGUUGUCUCUGAGUUGCAAAAAGCGGGUGUGGACCUCACUUCGCAGGAUACUAUACAGGAGCUUAUGGGCCUGUCCAAGAAGGCAGGAGGGAAUUAAAAUGGGCUACUAUAGCGUAAAAUAGGUGCCUAAUAGUACUUCCUAGUCUCUGAUAUAAGCGACUUGCUGGCCUGUGCCUUGUGCUGCAAUUGUCAAUCCUUUG